Messenger RNA from Mesocricetus auratus (golden hamster), 450 nucleotides. It is a transcript of the gene Defb123, whose product is annotated as defensin beta 123. The record is from RefSeq and is a predicted model, not a curated record. Bases 149 to 352 code for a protein of 67 amino acids. Gene Ontology annotation, biological process: innate immune response. Lineage: Eukaryota; Metazoa; Chordata; Mammalia; Rodentia; Cricetidae. The transcript is spliced from 2 exons. Gene Ontology annotation, cellular component: extracellular region.
GUGGGUGUGGCUCCACACUGUAGACCCAGGAUACAGGCUUGUUCCCGUGAGCUGCUCCUGGAGAUCCAAGGGACUUCCGCCAGAGGGACUUGACUUCCGAAGCUGUCCACUAACUUUGCCAGCACUUUGAACUCGAAGCUUUGCCACCAUGAAGCUCCUGCUGCUUACCUUGGCUGCAUUGCUGCUCUUGUCCCAGCUCACUCCAGGUGAUGCUCAGAAAUGCUGGAACCUCAAUGGCAAGUGCCGCCACCGAUGCUCCAGGAAGGAGAGCGUCUAUGUCUACUGUACAAACGGGAAGAUGUGCUGCGUGAAACCCAAGUACCAGCCGAAGCCAAAGCCAUGGCUGUUUUAAGUGCCCUGGGGCCUGGGGCCUGGAGGCUGCAGCUGGCAAAGUUGUCCUAGGUUGAGCUCAUGGAGUCUUGAGCUCAGUCAAUAAAUGCACCUGGCUGA